Ilex paraguariensis (yerba mate) is the source of this 1122-nucleotide messenger RNA. The record is from the annotation of a GenBank genome assembly. NCBI's taxonomy places the organism in Eukaryota, Viridiplantae, Streptophyta, Magnoliopsida, Aquifoliales, Aquifoliaceae.
AUGGAGCUUCAACAUUUCAGUCAUGAGCAUCCAUUGAUCCUCAAAGAAGUGCAAAUGGAGGGUGAAGUGACCGAUGGUUCCUUAGAACUAUUUAGACAUUUUGCUAAACACAUCAAUCUUGAAGAUAUUGAGAAAGAGCCAGAGCUCAUCAAUUGGAGCCAUGAGCAUACACUAAUCCUUUUUGAUGUGCAAACGGACGAUGAUAUCAAGGAUGAAAUUAUAUUAUGUGAUGGUUGCGUCCAACCUAUAUCAUUUCCGUUUUACCGUUGUGGUGAAUGCAACUAUUUUCUCCAUUUAAGUUGCGUCAACUUAUCACCAGAAUUGCAGCACCCAAUUCACCAUGAACACCCAAUGAAACUUUGUAGGUAUACAGAAUUCUACAAGACCUUCUGGUGCUAUGCUUGCCGCGUAUACACCAAUGGAUUCUUCUACACAUGUGAAACAUGUGAAUUCUUCCUUGAUGUCAAAUGUGCUUUCCUACCUACUUCGAUUGCACAUCAAGCUCACAAGCAUCCAUUGGUUCAAGUGAAAGGUUCAAAACAUCUCUGCAAGGCAUGUGAUAAUACCUUCUCUACAAACGGCUAUGGAUGUGAAGCAUGCAAGUUCAAUCUUGCGCAUAGCUGUGCCCUAUUUCCCAAUACCAUUACGCAUAGAUGGGACAAACAUCCCCUCAUACUAUCCUAUCCUCCAUUCAGUGAACAUCCUGAUGAGUUCCAUUGUGAAAUGUGUGAGAACGAAAUAAACCCCAACUAUUGGAUCUAUCAUUGUAAUAAUUGUGAUCAAUCAUUUCAUCCAAACUGCAUUAUAGACAAAUAUUCAAACGUCAAGUAUGGGGGCACCCUUAAAAUUAACCGUCACCCACACACUCUAAAAUUUGUACGGAAGGCAAGAAAAAGAAGUGGUGAAAGUGAGAAUGAAGUUGAUCAAUUAACCGACCCUAAUCUACUACCCUUACCAGUGACCAAUGAUUCCUUAGAUAUGGAAGUGGUUUCUACUUCUCUACAAGCGCAUCUGAAUGUGAUGAUUGCAAGUUCAAAAUAUCUCACACCAAUACUCUACUCCCACGUACCAUCAGGCGCGUAUGGGACAGACAUCCCCUCAACCUGUGCUAUCCCCAUUUAG